AUAUUGCUAUUGGUGUAAAAGAGAAUAAAUUACUUACCAGCAAUAGUGAGUAAAGAGAAUUAAAGCCUUAAAAGAGUGUGAAUGGACUUUUUUUUCACUUGAGCAAAGGACAGGGAAGGUAGCCGUUUCUUCUCCUUUCCCUUUCAAGCUUUCCUUCUUCCAUCAUUGCCUGUGCCCCUCUCUUCUUCCAUCGCUUCUCUUAGCUUCUGCAGGCCUCCCCACCCAACCCCCUCAUCUGCAGAGAUCCACCCGUCACAUGGCAUCAUCUCCCCUGUAGUAAGUACGUUUGGGCAGCAACAUGGAUACAACUCCCAAGCAGCAGCACCGCAAGCGAAAGCGCUUCUUCAGGCCCUCUUUCUCCUCCUUACUCUCCCACUACUACUCCGUCUGGCCGCUCAUUCUCUGCUUCUGUUGCUUCGUCUUUCUCCUCUUCGACGGCUUCUCCACCAUUGGCUCAUCAGCCUUCCGCCCUGUUCUCAUCGUCUCCCGCUUGCCUUUACUGUCAGCUUCAUCAUCUACAGCCACGAAUUCUAUCCUCCUACAUACUACCUGUGAUGUUGAUGAUGAUGAUGGGUUUUUGCCUUUGAAGGUUGAGGAUCGGGUCUUGUUCCGGGACCAUGUGUUACUGUUUCUCUCCAACUCCAACAAGAAAUCUCUGCAGCGUCUUCACCUGGGCAGAAAAUUGUAUUGUGUAUACAAUAAAAUCAGUAACAGUAACAAUUCGAAUGAGGUAGUGGAGGAGAGCCGCCGCAUCUCACUUCCCAUUCUCUCUGUGGACGAAUUCGAUGGUUCCAGAUCAAUUGCUCGAUGUCCCACUCCACCUGCUAAUUAUUCCGCUUUGGUUUUUCUCGAGAGGCUUCGAAUUAGAAAGCAGCAUAACAGAGGAGAAGAAGAAGAAGCUGCGAUGUUAGGAAUUGGAAUUGAUCAGCCAGUUAAUUCGUGGGAGAAUCUGGUAUAUGGUGCAGCUUUUGAUGGAGACACGGCAGUGGUGUUCGUCAAGGGAUUGAAUCUUCGACCUGACAGAUCCUCGGAUCCAACCCAAUUCGUCUGCUACUUCGGUUACGGGGAUAGGGAGAGGCAUCCUAGAUAUGCUUUCACCAGUGCGGCCCUUUCUGCAGCACAGGAAGUUGUCCGGUGCUCACUCCCUGUUAGUAUUCGAAACAAAAUAGUUAGAGAUCACGGGAUCUCAGUCACCAUCGGUGCAGCUUCAUUGGGAGCGUUGGGCCGAGUUGGAACUCCUCCCCUUUAUAUCCCUCUACCUUCCGUCGCAAAUAUCUUCAAUUCCGCCGCCACCACCAAGCAUAAGAAAUAUGAGCUUUGUAUGUGCACCAUGAUAUGGAACCAAGCCUCCUCCCUCCGGGAAUGGAUCAUGUACCAUGCCUGGCUCGGGGUUGAGCGCUGGUUCAUCUAUGACAACAACAGCGACGACAACAUCAAGCAAGUGAUCGAUGAACUCAAUCUAGAGAACUACAAUGUCAGCAGGCACGUCUGGCCUUGGCUCAAAACCCAGGAAGCUGGUUUCUCCCGCUGCACUCUCAUGGCAAAGAACGAAUGCAAUUGGGUGGGAUUCAUGGAUGUUGAUGAGUUCUUCUACUUCCGUGUACCCAUUUCACGCAGAAUGAUCCGUAAGUUGGGGUACCCAGGUCGAGAUUCCCUCAAAUCCCUCGUCGCAAAUUUCUCUUCCUCAGCAGUAAUCGGUGAGAUCAGAACAACCUGCUACAGCUUUGGACCGUCGGGGCUGAGAACACCUCCCUCACAGGGAGUGACGGUGGGCUACACAUGCCGGCUUCAUAGCCCUGAGAGGCACAAGUCCAUUGUGCGCCCCAUUGCUCUCCACCAUACCUUACUCAAUGUAGUUCACCAUUUCCGGCUAAAGAGAGGGUACAGGUACCUAAACCUGCCCCAAAGCACAGCUGUUAUAAACCACUACAAGUACCAGGUGUGGGAAUCGUUCAGGGCAAAGUUCUCCCGAAGGGUUGCCACCUACGUCGCUGACUGGCAAGAGAACCAGAAUGAGGGAUCCAAGGACAGGGUUCCUGGGCUUGGAACUGAAGCAAUUGAGCCACCCAAUUGGCCACUCCAGUUCUGUGAAGUAUGGGAUACUCGCCUAAGGGACUUCGUCGUGGCCAACUUGGCUGAUCCUGCAACUGGUAUGCUUCCCUGGGAAAGCUCUCUUCGGGAAUGGUCUAUGUAAAUGAAUCACUUGUACAAUCACACUCAUUCUUUAUUCCCAUCUUUUCACCUUUUGUCCUGUUUUUUGUUUUUCCUAACAUGGGAUUCAGAGAAGCCAUGGUUAAUUAUAGGGUUUUACAUUUUGUAAUUCAGUAAGGAGGACAUCACAAGAUAAUUUUUUCCCAUUAUGAUUGAUUUUAUUGAAUCUUUUUCAAUUUCUUUAA
This is a messenger RNA of Macadamia integrifolia, 2396 nucleotides long. Its product is annotated as glycosyltransferase family 92 protein RCOM_0530710-like. Lineage: Eukaryota; Viridiplantae; Streptophyta; Magnoliopsida; Proteales; Proteaceae. Bases 299 to 2194 code for a protein of 631 amino acids. The transcript has a single exon. The record is from RefSeq and is a predicted model, not a curated record.